Molecule: messenger RNA, 816 nt
Organism: Adelges cooleyi (spruce gall adelgid)
Lineage: Eukaryota; Metazoa; Arthropoda; Insecta; Hemiptera; Adelgidae
Exons: 3
Coding region: 82-528 (148 amino acids)
Biological process (GO): protein ubiquitination
Molecular function (GO): ubiquitin protein ligase activity
Source: RefSeq, a predicted model, not a curated record
AAAUGUUCUGUGCUGUUUCUGAUUUUCAGUUAUCUAGUUGUUUCUUAGUGCUCAGGUAUUUCACAGUAGAUAAACGAAAAAAUGAUUUGGAAAAUUAUACUUUUGUUGUCGUGUUUUAACGUUUUAGUGAACGCUGGUGGAAGUUGUUCGGGCGGGGCAUCGGGUGCAGACGAGGACUACCAGGCACAUGAUACAAUUUCUGAAUGGAUUGAUACCCUAAAUGCAGACCCCAAUAUAGAUUGGAACCGUUUGAUAAUCCACAUUGAUUCAGAUGACAAAAAAGAUGCAAAGGCAGCAUUGAUGUCUAGUGGAGUUCCAAAGGAUGAUUUGAAUGAACUUCUUGUUACCUGUAAUUGGAAUACGUGGCCUAGUCAAAUAAAAUCAAAUCAGCAUCCAUAUGUUAACAAAAGCAAUAUGGCUAAAUUGUCACUUUAUCGUAUUCCUGAUACACGAAUAGUAUACGCGGCCCCUAAUGUAAGUCAACAGGUGAGUUCUCCAGGAAUUCUAAUGGUUUUCACAUCACUUUAAUGAAUCGUGGAUUCUGACUAAAAUGGACCCAGAAGAAUUUAAUUUUACCGGCUGAAAAAACCAUUAAUUCAAAAAAAUCUAUACCGAUAGUGAAAAAUCUAAUUUUUUUUUUUAAAUAAUAUAAUUUUAAGUGAUUUAUAUAUGAUUUUGUAAACCUAAUUUAUUACAUACCUGAUACAUAAAGCAUACUACGCUUUUACUUGUUUGUUAUUAACGGAAUUAAGUGAAAUGAGUGUGUUAUAUGGAUCUAUACAUUGAUUUAAUAAAGCUAUAAUAUUCCUUCCUCUA